Cydia pomonella (codling moth) is the source of this 5350-nucleotide messenger RNA. RefSeq lists its product as uncharacterized. The transcript is spliced from 6 exons. Lineage: Eukaryota; Metazoa; Arthropoda; Insecta; Lepidoptera; Tortricidae. The record is from RefSeq and is a predicted model, not a curated record. Bases 1120 to 3000 code for a protein of 626 amino acids.
UGCUAUCAUGUAUAAAAAAAAUUGUCAGCCGGUUGCACUGCGGCGGAAUGACCUUCAGUUGAUGACAUAAACAUGUAAAAAACAAUUUUUUCAGUCAUCGCCACUCGAUUGAUACUGUGUCAGAUGAUAGUUUCGAUGCUAUUUUAAAUAGAAAAAUCGUCAGCCGGUUGUAUCGUGGUUUUCCACCACCGAACCGUCCGGCCGUUAUUUUUUUCAUGUUCAUGCGACCAGCUGACGUUCUUUUCGCCGCGAUACAACCGGCUGACGAUUUUUUUAAGAAACAAUAGCAUCUACACUAUCAUCUAAAGUAUCAAACGGGAGGCGGUGACUAUUUUUUUUUACGUGUUUCGGAGGCUGCCAUUCCUGAACCCACCAACGGAGCUGCAGCUAACGUCCAGAAGGGUUCACCAUACAUAGCCGUUAACCACUCUACGAGUUAUGACAAAAUUAUGGGAAAAACAGAUUUUGAAAUUUUCCAUUGGAAAAUCCGUAGGCUUCAGGCAUAUUUACAUCCUAAAAUAGAAUUAUAGGUGCAAAACUAAAAACUGACACCAAAGCUCAUCGCAAACUUGAAAAAUACGUAGGCAAAAAGCAUACAGGCACUUUUGCCCAAAGCCAAACCGGUCGUACCUAACUUCACUCGCAUUUGAUUCUACGAAGGUCAACUGUCUGCGAGCUAGCUCAGAUGCGCACAGACCGCAGCCGCGACCGAACGCUCGCUCCGGCCACGUGAAAACUUUUACGUCACCAAAUAACUAUAAAAACAACUCUUAAAACAAACAGAAACUUUAUCUCAAACAACACUAAAAGCAAUUUUCAGUUGAUCGUGUACAGAUAGUGUUCAUAUUUCAGUUUAAAUUGCUAAAGUUCAAGUAGAAAGUUGGCAUUGCAUUGACAAUCUCACAAACACAGCCUGCAUGUGUUACGCUCUUAGUUUUGUGCACAGUGCUUAUGUGGGGUUUUUGAACUGUAUCCGGAAUUUUGAAGCUGUUUGAAUACACUUCCCUUGCCGUCACAAAAAGAAACAAGCUGUUUGCGCUGUCUGCUGAAAAAAUUCUCAACAUAGCUCCCGAGGAUCCUCUUGCCGCGUCUUUUUAUAAGAUGUGACUAAAGCCCACGAUGGCAGCCACAGACGGCCAAGUCUUAGUCGCAGCAUCCCGCUGGUCCGAUGAAGGAAACUACCUCCGAGAGUAUGUCGCUAAAUAUCGGCUGCCCAAUGUCGCCAAGAUCAUCAAGGGACAGUACGGCGGGCUUGGCGUGCCUUCUUUGCCAAGCCCUAGUCUACAGAGCACUGCCUUGCUUGUUUCAGCGGGAAAGAGCAAGAAGAUAAUAGCGCAAGCCAUCAAACUGAAAGAAGGAAGACGAAUGGUCAGUAUCGGACCACGAAUCGCCAUCCCAGAGACAUACAAAGGCUAUUUUGAGUUGCUUAGCGAAGAAGGGAGGGCAGUAAGAUGCAUAGAAUCUGUAGCAGAGCUAGCUAGGAGAAGACUCGACGAUGGUUGUCUUGUCAGGGAACCUAUUAGAGUAAUUUGUGGUAAAACUGAUUUAGAAGGAACGGUGACCGCCGACGGUGCAAGAAAUUUACCAGCAGGUGAAGUCAUCAUGCCUAGAGGUGAAACAUACUUAGGGAAAAACAAAUAUUUAAAGUGUACGGAUUCAAAAGGAGACGUCGUUCUUCUCAGCUUGGAUCAAAGAGGAAAAUUUUCUGCCGUCGCCAAGGAAGAAAAUAUAAGUGGAGUUCAUACUGCAAAAACGUUACUGACAAAACGGCUGCCUAUUACUGUGAGACUUGUGCAUGGUACCCCUCCUAGAGGCUUAAAAAGUUCAAGCCAUUUUGUCCCAGAAAUUCGACUACUAUCUAUGUUCGAAGAAGAACACGUUUUCGCUUUACCGUUGCAAAAAGAAGGAAACGCAUUAGUAGCUUUGCCCUUAGCUGCACCAAUCAAAAUGUUAAGAUGCAAAAACGAAGAACAGAUAAAAAACUUUAUGGAAUUUUCUAGGCUCGUCGAAAAAUGUAAUCGCUUGUUAGUGGAAGUGGUUGAUAGGAUUCACGUUUUAGAUGGAAAACUGGGCGAUCCUAAAAGGCUUUUGAAUGCUCCACUUCAUGCGCCACCGUUACUUAAAACUGGUUAUUUCUUACGGAGAAGUGCAUCUUCAGACACGGCCAAUCAACAUAAACAUUUGUCUAGGCAUAGCCAUAUUUACAGUAGUCACAGAGAUGAGAAUAGCAUUCCUGAUGAGAACGAAGAAAUCGAUCGAAUUUACGAUUACGUACGAGGUUUCGCUCCUCUUCCUAAGAACAUAAAAGCAUCUUACACAAAUGAACUAACCCAAAAACAUGAAACUGCUCCGUCGUCUCCUGCAGCUACGCCUAUCCACAUGCCUUUAAUAACGGAGAUGAAACCCGAGCCACCUCCAAUAGAAACUAUUCCAUCCAAAAAACCUCUAAACCAGAAAGCAGAAAAGAGGACGCGAAAAACUGCUGUAACCACAAAAGAAGUUCCCAUAACAGUCUAUAAAGAAAAAUGUUCCAUCGCCCCGGCGCCGAACCUCCCUAAAUUGUACAUCAAAAACGGUAUAAGUAAUAAUAAAAGUAGGAUGGUCUUCAGGCAGAAAAGCAACUCACCGACUAAAGAGUCUCCUAGUCCUAUAGCUAGUCCAAUCAGACCGUUAACGAAAGGCGAUUCGCCGAUCUUCAAUAUUAGGUAUAAGAGUCUUUCAAAUAUUCAUCAAGCUAUGGAACUUGAUGGCACCCUAGACUCGAGCCACUCCGGAGGUCGGACAUCUGGGGACUCGGGAAAUGGACCCAAGCUUCCCGAAAAGAGAUCAAGGAAACUUAGUAGGCCUAAAUCUCUCACUAACCUGGUUUGGGAAAUGAAAGGUUGUCCGGUAGAGACAGUAGAGAAGCCGAAGGUUCGGAGUAAAAAUGAAGGGUACAAGAAGAUCGGAAACAAAUUGUCCCUAGGAGCACAGAAGAGGGUACCGACGUUGUAUCUCUAAUUUCUUGGGUGCAAUGGUGAAUAUCUUCGAAGACGAACGAGACAAGUAUCUCCGGACUGAAGUGCACCUGCAGUCAACACUUGAACAUAGACCAAGGACGAUUUGAUAGCUGAAGUAAAUAAAUGGCACUAUAUGGUCCCGUACAUUGUACAGUGACCAAGGUUCUCAAGCGCUAACUUUUGACAAGUAUUGCCAGAAAACACGUACUUCAGAUGUCAAAUUUUCGGCUACAAUAUUUUGCACAAAUUUGCGCGUGUUUAUUCCUUAUCUAUGACUUGGGCUAUCUAUAACCUUGUAUGUUGUAGACCCUACUUGGUGGAAUUCACAUCUGUGUUAAAGGUACAAAAUGCUUGAUAUAACGUUUUUCGCAUAACAAUAUAUUUCCUAGGUAGUCUCAAAAAUCGAAUAUGCUAAUCAAAUGAUGUGGGUCUUAUUGGAGAGUCUUUGCAAAAAAACUUGUUACACUUUUAAACCCCGAUUAGACUAAUUUGAUUCAACAUAAAAAUUGUUUUAGAUAUGGAUUAUACUUUACCCUCGUUUGAUCAGAUUGAUAUCAAGGUAGACGUCCGUGUGCUCGUCUCUAUCCCAACACACGUCAUCUUCAAACUUCAACAGAGAUGACAGCAGGGUGUCAUCUAAUGUACACUAGUCGAACACUAGGACGUCUAGCUUACACUAAACAUCGAUAAAUGAGGUUUUUCUAAACAAAUAUAUUGAAGACCUGAUUCUCACAGAUCCUGGUGUUUUUGGGUUCUUUCAACACAGAAUCAAUAGCAUAUUCAAUCCUGAUACUAAAAAACCCUAUUUUUUUAUGAAAAUGUAUUUACACUGCGUCACACACAUACUAGUGAAAAAAAAAUUACACUAAAACGUGACAUAAUGUAACGGACAUUUUGGGACAUUUUUUAAUGGUAGGAUGGAGAUUGCUGUCGAUUCUGAGUAGAAUGUGCAGAUUUGUAAGAAUCAGGUUUUCAAUAUUUAUUUUAGAAAACGCCCAAAUAUUUUCUCCUUAUCAGUGCAAACAAGCCUUAAUUUUUAAUUUUCGAACGAACGAAUUUACUUCACACAGGUCGGUGUGAAGUAAUCCCUCGAUACAUGUAUUCUUUGUUAAAUAUAGUCUAUUAUAUUCUGACAAAGUAAAAGUAUAUAGGACCUGAAAAUAGGUAUUAAUACAUAAUUAUUACAGUUUCGUUAAAUAUUCAUACAACGACCUGUCUAUAACGUCGUUGUAUGAUAUUAGAAGUGUUUCCAAUGUUUUCAUCAAUAUAUAUUUUAAAAUUAUACACUAAUCAGUUCAUAGGUAUAUUUGAAAUUGUAGCUUGACUUCUACUAUAGCAAUGCUGGAGAAAUUUCAGUUACAACGUUAUUUUAGAUGGUCCUUUUUUGCAUUUUCAAAGACCAUACUCGGUCAAAAGCUUUGCAAAACGUGUGUUUGAUCUCUUUAUGGAUAAUUAAUAUUGUUAUUUAUGAUUUUAAUGCCAUAUUACGGUAUAAUUUUCCCUAGUUAGUAAGUUAGAGUAAGUAAACCCAUUUCUUUUCACUUGCAAAUGCACCAGAAUGUAAAGAACUCUGACGUAUUUUUGUAUUUGUAACAUAAGCAAAGUUUUACCUACUCGUAUGUAUUGAUAUUUGCUGAAAAUGGAAUUAAUCAUACACCCAUACAAUCCCAAACAAUUAUUAAAUAAAAAUACCGAAACGUUAGUAAUAGUUAUGUUUACAAUCUGGCCAGUACAAAAUGGCGAUAUUUUGAUUUAUGGCAAUGUCUUGAUUUAAAACUACAACAUUCUCUAAGUUUGUUAAAUUAUUUAAUCUAUCUUUCAAAGUGGUGACACUAGGCAUAAAUAUAUCCAUUGAGCAAGAGGCAUAUAUUCAGAUUGUAAUAACCAGGCUGACGCAACUAGGAACAAAAUAAGUUUUGUAUGGAACUUGUUUCGCAAAUCUUUGCCAACGAAGAAAAAUAAAACGUCAGUGCUAUUUGUUCUGUCAAGUUUACAUCAAGUCAACUGUCGGCCUAAUUGUUUUGUUUGCUAUGAAGGCUUCAAUGUUUUGUUCGGGUAUUUCGUGCAAUUUCUUUAUUAUUUAGUGAAAAUAUCGAAAAUAGUGAACCGCGAUCAGAGUAAAGAGCGACUUUGUUAUAAUGCCACCGAGAAAAUGGUUUACUGUGUGAAGUAUGUGGCAUGCGAGCCACUCGAGAAAAUCACGAAAAAAGGGAUUUUAUGGCGAAAUUUCCCUUGGAUAAAGACCGGUACGUAUUGCUUACGUACUUUUGACCUUAUUUUAGUGCAGCAGGCUUUAAACACAUCGAAAAUUUGAUAUUUUAUAUUAUGUUUAGUUGUGAACUAGGGAUGUA